Fusarium coffeatum is the source of this 978-nucleotide messenger RNA. RefSeq lists its product as uncharacterized. Bases 1 to 978 code for a protein of 325 amino acids. The record is from RefSeq and is a predicted model, not a curated record. NCBI's taxonomy places the organism in Eukaryota, Fungi, Ascomycota, Sordariomycetes, Hypocreales, Nectriaceae. The transcript is spliced from 2 exons.
AUGCCUUGCCAUCCUUCUGAGCCCGAAUUCGCAGUCCGCGACAUUCCCAGUUUGCGCGGCUACAUCGCCAUUGUCACAGGUGGAAACUCCGGCAUUGGCUUUGAAACAACACUCCAACUCGCCCUCAAGGGUGCUCGAGUCUACAUCGCCUCUCGCUCCGCCGAACGCGUCGGCAAAGCCAUCGCAGAAAUGCACCAACAAGGCCCCGAUCUAGAUCUCCACUUCCUCAAGCUCGAUCUCCAAGAUCUCCAAAGCAUCAAGACCACUGCAGCAGAUUUCAUGGGCCGAGAAAACCGUCUCGAUCUUCUUAUCAACAACGCCGGUAUCAUGUGCACUCCUUGGGAGUUGACCAAGGAUGGCCACGAACUCCAAUGGCAGACUUGUUUCCUUUCGCAUCACGCUCUUACCAUGGCCCUCAUGCCCAUGCUUAUCAACGGCGCUCAAGCCGCUCAACGAAUGGAUCGUGUGCGAAUCAUCAAUGUCGCUAGUGACAUGGCUCUCCGCAUGGGUCCCGAAGUCAUCAACUACGACGACCCAAACCUCACCAACGAAAUCGGCAGAAUGGCACCAUACAGGCGCUACGGCCACUGCAAAGAAGCCAACAUUAUCGCCGCAAAAGCCAUUAACGACCGCUACCAACACUUCGGCAUAACAGCAUACUCGCUCCAUCCCGGUCUGGUCAAGUCUAACCUUCAAUCUGGCAACCAGACUUUACUAGGCGCUGUGUCACGAAUGGCCUUCAAGGUUGCUCCUCAGUCUACGCCUCUUGAAGGAGCUAUGAACUCGCUUUUCUGCGCUACGAGUGAACGGGCGUUCAAGAACCCUGGUCGGUACUAUGUUCCUGUGCAGAAGCUUGACGAUCGGGCGAAUAAGUGGCUUGAUGACGCGCAGGCUGUUGAUAAGCUUUGGGAGUUGGCUACGAGACAGUGUAAGGAGGCUGGGUUUGUGAUUGAGGAUUUCCGACCGUACUACAACUAG